Messenger RNA from Gambusia affinis (western mosquitofish), 2197 nucleotides. RefSeq names its product deoxynucleoside triphosphate triphosphohydrolase SAMHD1-like. Gene Ontology annotation, biological process: regulation of innate immune response; defense response to virus; dGTP catabolic process. Lineage: Eukaryota; Metazoa; Chordata; Actinopteri; Cyprinodontiformes; Poeciliidae. Gene Ontology annotation, cellular component: nucleus. The transcript is spliced from 15 exons. The record is from RefSeq and is a predicted model, not a curated record. Bases 267 to 1649 code for a protein of 460 amino acids. Gene Ontology annotation, molecular function: dGTPase activity.
GUAUGUAACUUUUAUAAAAAAUAUAUAUUUUUUGGAGGCAGUGCUUCUGUAUGUGUUCCUCUUUUACAUCAGAUAAUAACCCAGCCCUGGAGGAGCAUACAGUCUAGCUGUCACUAUAAAUUGUUGAAGCAGGUUGGAAUUUUGAUUCUGAAGACUCUGAGGUGACUGAAGUUUCCUUGCUGCGCUGCAUCUUGUCAUCAGUCAUUUGAUCCUUCAUUUCAAGAGUUUUGGUGACCAUCUGCUGAUCCUGCAAAACCUCUGAAACAAUGGCAGACAAUUCCUCAGAAGAAGAGAAAAAACCAAAGGUGUUCAAUGAUCCCAUUCAUGGCACCAUUGAGCUGCAUCCAAUCCUUGUCAAAAUCAUCGACACUCCUCAGUUUCAGCGACUUCGAAACAUCAAACAGCUUGGCGGAAAAUAUUAUGUUUAUCCUGCAGCGUCCCACAACCGCUUUGAACACAGCAUUGGGGUGGCACAUUUGGCUGGAGAACUUCUUCAGACUCUCAAAGAGAAGCAGCCAAAUCUUGGAAUUGAUGAGAGAGACAUCCUUUGUGUGCAGAUUGCUGGACUUUGCCAUGACCUGGGACAUGGACCAUUUUCCCACAUGUUUGAUCAAAUGUUUAUACCCAGAGCACGUCCUAAUUAUGCCUGGAGCCAUGAGAAGGCAUCUCAAGAAAUGUUUGACCAUCUGGUGAAAGAAAAUAGCUUGACAGCAGUCAUGGUGGCCCACGGCCUGGUGCAACAAGAGGACCUGCCCUUUAUAAAGGAGCUGAUUGAUCCUCCAAAGAUUGCUCAGUGGCCACACCAUGGCCGUCCUAAAGAGAAGGCCUUCCUCUACGAAGUUGUGUCCAACACAAGGAACAAGAUUGAUGUGGAUAAGUGGGAAUAUUUUGCUAGGGACUGCCAUCAACUGGGUAUGCAGAACAACUUUGACUGCCAUCGCUUGAUUAAAUUUGCCAGAGUGUGUGAAGUGGAUGGGAUGAAUCAGAUCUGUUACAGAGACAAGGAGGUGUUCAAUCUGUACAACAUGUUCCACACAAGGUUCUCUUUGCACAAAAGAGCCUACCAGCACAAAGUGGGCAACAGCAUAGAGUGGAUGAUCACAGAUGCUUUUCUGGAAGCAGAUGGACGCAUCUUUGACAGCAAGGAUGGGAAGAAGUGCAAUCUCUCCAAAGCUAUUGAUGACAUGGUGGCAUAUACUAAGCUGACAGAUGCUGUAUUUCAUGAGAUAUUGAACUCCUCCUCUGUGGAGCUUCAAGAGGCACGGAAAAUACUGGAAAGGAUAGUGAAAAGAAACCUCUACGUGUGUCUGGGGGAAUUUUCAUCAGAUAAGAGACUGGACGAAAUGAAGAAUCAGUGGAACGUGCAUGUCGGAGAGGGAAACGAAAAAUAUUAUGUUGUGGAAUCAGUCAAGUACAACUAUGGAAUGAAUGGAGAAGACCCAAUACAACACGUGAGUUUCUACACCAAGCAAAACCCAGACGUAGCCAAUCCUAUUGACAGAGCUCAGGUAUCUUUACUUCUUCCAGGCGUGUUUGAAGAGAAGAAGUUUAGAAUCUACACUAAGAGAACAGAUGAUGGCGAUGUGAAGGCUGACAGAGACCGCUACAGAGCAUUUCUAGAUCUGCUCGCACAACCAGCUCAACCCUGAGACGGUAAUCAUGGCUCCGGUUCUGAAGCCUCUGAAACUUCUGAAAGAAAGAAAUUUUAUUCUUGUCAAUAAGUAUAACCAUGCAAAAAAUUUAAAUGGGUUUGUAAAAGUGCAGACAAACUGUUUUUGCAGUUAAAGAGGUUUGAAAGUUAAUCUUAUAUGACUUUAUUUUUUCUUAAAGGUGAAUGUUUUGAUUAACAUAGACAAUAUUUACAUAUCAAGAAAUACAGUAAAAAAGAUACAUUUGAAACUUUAUUCUAAUAUUUGAUUUGUCAUUUGUGUUUGGUGUUUGGUAUGUGGGUAUUUGAUUUAUUAGUUUUAUUCAUACUUCAUCAAUUAGUUUUGGUAAAUUAGGUUUGUUGUCAUCACCUUCCAGGUCUGUUGACAUUACAAAUAUGUCUUUGGGUGUCAUUUAAAUACAACAUUAUUCUUGACUAAAUGUGUAAUAGUGCCAUUCAAUCUGGACUUGAAUGUGUAAAAUUUUCUCAGGAGUGGUGAGAAUGUAAUCAUUUUAACAAACUUGUUUUAAAAUAAAUUGUGAGAUGUCA